UUUGUUUAAUAUAUCUAAUCUUGUGUUGUUCAUACUAUACAAUGAUUUAUUACAGAUUAUCUGGCCAAUGCUGGGCGUCUAAGGCCUUUGAAACGCAUAGAAGACAAAGAUCUCUUGGUGGAGGAUAUCAUCAUGUUUCAGCUGGUUCAUCGAGUUAGUGGAGCACUUCAAAGGUUUAGGGAGGGGAUGAAAACUCUUGGUGUUCUUGAUGCAAUAAGAAUGCACCCAGAUGCUUUCAGACCGCUGUUUUGUCACGAGCCAUCCCCACUCACAGCGGAUGUACUAGAACUGUCAGCAGUGGGCAGGAACAAAAGAAGGCCAGAGGAAUGUGUGGUUGCAUUUUGGAGGGACUACCUGCUGGAUGUUGAGGAGCAAGAGGGACCCUUGCAACUUGGGGGUAUCCUGGCCUUUGCGACGGGAGCAAACGAUAUUCCACCCCUGGUCUUCUCUCCACUACCUUCAGUGGUUUUUCUCCAUGAGCUGCCCCUCAGACAAGGCCGUCAUUUACCCAUCGCAAACACAUGCAUUAACUGCCUGCGGUUGCCAGUCCUGAAAAAAUUUGAGGAUUUUAAGGAAACUAUGGAUUUUGCAUUAAAAAACACUCUUAAUAUACAUUAUUAAAAUCUGUUGCCUGUUGAACUUGACUAAAUUGAAGAGGCAUCGUUGUCAAUAACUCACCCUUUCCUAAUACAUUAUUAAUGUCUUGUUUAAACAAUUAAAAAUGGAAUAAUCAUCCCCCCUGCUAUUGUCUUGUGUACUGGUAAAAUUUAUAUUUUAACUCCACUAUACAUGGUUGAGAGAAGGCAAGGUAUGUGUAUAGGGUGACUGAUUUUAUUUUUACUUGGUUUUUAAUUCACAUGUGUAUGUAUGUAGGUAUACAUGUUUAUGUGUAUAUGU
Perca fluviatilis (European perch) is the source of this 897-nucleotide messenger RNA. RefSeq names its product G2/M phase-specific E3 ubiquitin-protein ligase-like. The record is from RefSeq and is a predicted model, not a curated record. The transcript is spliced from 3 exons. Bases 133 to 621 code for a protein of 162 amino acids. Gene Ontology annotation, molecular function: ubiquitin-protein transferase activity. NCBI's taxonomy places the organism in Eukaryota, Metazoa, Chordata, Actinopteri, Perciformes, Percidae.